UCGAUUCCAUUGUUCAAAGACAGCUUUUCUAGAGAAUCUUUUAAUAUAUAUUAUUAAUUUCGUUAAAAGCUUUUCAAGGAAAGUUCUUUGAUAGAAAUUCAUUCAAUUUUAAUUUAUAUUUUUGCUGCGAAAAAGAUACACGUAUUAGGCUGGUGGUAUAUAAUACAAAGUGUAAUUGUUUAAGCAAAGCAAAAAACAAAACCUAAAAACCAUCAUUUAAUUUUAUACUUAAAUCUGAAACAAGCACAGAAUGGUUCACCUUCUGAUUGGUAAAUAUUUGAAUGAAGUGACAUUUACAACAGUACUGCUGUGUGUUGUAUCAUUGUAUGAGGGAGUGACAUCUGCGGUUGUUCCCGGUGAGAGGUAUCGUGGUCCCGUUGUUCGGGUGUUGGAGAUCAUUGGACAACAGCAGUGUGUCCGAGAAUGUAGACACAGACCCAAGCUAUGUCGGGGAGUCAACUACCGGAAACAGGAACUGUUGUGUGAACUCGUGUCGGCCAUCGACAAAACGGAAACCAAUCCCGACUAUGUUAGAAUUGAACUUAAUCAGACUGUAAAUGUACCAGAAAUGAACCAGGAAUGUCUGGCGUGCUCCUCAGACGAUCAGUGUGUGACACUGUCCAGUAGGAAAGUCCAUUGUGUUCGAGCUGUUUCCAACCUUGCGUUGCAUAAGCUUGCAAAACAAUCAUCGACGUUUACAUGGGCAGAAGCUGGACUGAACUACUCUGCCGAUUUGGCAGUUGAUGGCAACAACGGUACAGACUUUGUCGUAGACAAGUGUACCAGCACAGAGGGUGGAGACACGAAUCCCUGGUGGAGGGUGGAUCUGAGGGCUAUUUAUACAAUUAAAUCUGUCAGAAUAUUCAAUAGAGGAAUGGACGAGUGGGGAGUAGAUGCGUCAGACCGUCUGCGGAAUGUUACCGUCACUGUAGGGCUGACAGAGUCAGAUGUCAACACUCCCUGUGGUUUCUUUGCUGGUCCCGGUACUUUGUCACAGCUGGUUAUCAUCGACUGUCCGACAUUACCACAGGGAAGAUUCGUAAAGAUCUCCAUAAUCACUGAGUAUCUCACUCUUUGUGAAGUUGAAGUGUUUGGAUACUCUGUCUAAUAAUUAUUACUGAUGUCUUAACGAAACGAUUCUCUA
This is a messenger RNA of Magallana angulata, 1144 nucleotides long. RefSeq lists its product as uncharacterized. The record is from RefSeq and is a predicted model, not a curated record. Bases 251 to 1108 code for a protein of 285 amino acids. NCBI's taxonomy places the organism in Eukaryota, Metazoa, Mollusca, Bivalvia, Ostreida, Ostreidae. The transcript is spliced from 4 exons.